Fonsecaea nubica is the source of this 3837-nucleotide messenger RNA. RefSeq lists its product as hypothetical. The transcript has a single exon. Lineage: Eukaryota; Fungi; Ascomycota; Eurotiomycetes; Chaetothyriales; Herpotrichiellaceae. Bases 1 to 3837 code for a protein of 1278 amino acids. The record is from RefSeq and is a predicted model, not a curated record. Gene Ontology annotation, molecular function: protein binding.
AUGCCUUUCAAGCCCUUCGCACAUCUCGCCCGUGUCAGUGUUGCAAAGGGAAUCGCCCAUACUUAUGCUCCGUCCGUUGUCGCUGCUGGCCAGUCACUCGGACAGUUCCAAAAUUAUCCAGUCGCCAAAUUCACAAAAACCACACACCUCCAAAAUGCCUUCUCAAGCCCAUCGGGUUCCGGCGCAGGUGCGAAGGCAGGUUACACUACUCAAUCAGGCGGUGGUGAUGCCUCGUUAGCACAGUACUACGCAGCCUGGCAACAUGCGCAACAGACGGGUGAUGACUCGGACUGGAAAAAGCAUGAGGUCGCGAGAAGAAUAGGCUGGAAAAAUCAAGAGAGGGUUGUACCUACAUCGAAACACCACCGAGUCGAGUCCUACCGACCUGUCGACCUCCUCCGACCCACUACCCGCCUGACUGUCUCCCGCGUCAACAGUGAACGAGCCACUCCUAAGAUUCAAGAUGCCGAGGAAGCUCUGGCGGAAGCAGAAGCACUCGCAAAGGUAGAUGAGGAAAUUGCAAAGGAGAUCGCAUCCCGGCAGAUCGAAAAUGCUGCUACUUACGAUGAAGCCGUUGGCAGUCCUGUUGCUAGCACUCGAGCACCGAGUCCCUCUGUUCCAGAAACCGGCGCCACAUCAUUUGAGUCCUCGACUAGCCUCGAACACACGUCGUCACCUACGGACCUCACCUCACUUGCAUCGGAGGAAUCUGUCCUCUCCGAUCAGAUCGUCCAACUUGGUACCCAGCACCGUUAUAGCGAGAUCCCAGCUCUGUUCGAAGCGAUCAUCAAAGAUGGCCAUGUCCCAACUGUGGAGGCAUACAAUCAUAUCUUGGUCUCUGCCAUCCAUCUCAGUCAAGGCUACCAGCCGUGGCCCAGGGCUCUCGAGGUGUACGGGGACAUGACAAAACGGAACGUCGAACUCAAUGCAACAUCAUAUGUGAUCCUCCUUCGCUUUUUGGCCGCUAGAAGUCUUGAGGCAUACCAAGUGCAAAAGAAUCUCGGUGAAAGAGCUGCUCGAUAUGGUAGUGACGGUUCUUUGGUCUUCCCCUCUGCUACCAGACAACAUCAACUCUACGCAGCCGACACAUCGCUUGCAUUUGCUACGAAGUUGUACAACAUUGCGCGGGCAACUCUUGAAGAUUUUCCACUUUCCGCAGCGGUAUACAAUGCGCUAGUCAAGGCCUGUGCCCAAUCCGGCAUGGUCGGGCAUAUGAAUUCGCUGCUUGCCGACAUGAAUGCUCAAAAUAUUCCAUUGGCGCCACAGCUGUAUACCACGGUCAUCGAUGCGCAAGCCUCCGUGCAAGACAUCCACGCCGCUCAAGGAUUGUACGAAGAGUAUCGUGACCUCGCCAUCAGCAGAGCUGCCAAUGAUCCGCUUGAUCUAAAGGUGUAUGCGUCCUUGAUAAAGGCUUACUACGCUUGCGGACUUGCUGAGACUGGGCUACGUUUCUAUGAGAAGAUUCUCCAAUCUUUCAAUGGGUCGGCAAAUGAACAAGCCUUGUCGGAGAGCUUGACGAGCAUUUUCGUACUGGAUGGACUCGUUCGUUAUCACAUUGAAAACCAGGCCUACUCGACAGCGAUCUCAAGCCUUGAUGAUUUCACCCUCCCAUCCGCCGUGCGAGACGAGGCACUAUCGAGGAUCUCCACCGCUGCGGCUGACGCAGGAAAUACUGACGAAGCUGUUCGAUCCUUUGAUGCCAUCAGCUCGGUGAAUAUGAAGGCCGAGCCUGUCAUGGCUCUUGCUGCUUUGUAUAUUCGAGGUGGUGAUAUCAACAAGGCCAAGUCGGUCUGGAAUAACGCUCACUCCAUGCAAAUUGUUCCAAGCACUGACUUUGCCGCAAUGUACACUUUGGCUUUGAUCAAUUCUGGUUCCGUCGAAGAGGGUGUCGCUGAAGCACGGUUGAUAUUUCAACGUAUCCGUUCUUCGGCAAGCACUGAACCAAGCCAUCAACUCGCUGUAGCCGAAAUCGACGAGGCAAUCAUCCUCUUCGGCGAAGCUCUUUCCAAGCAACAGGCUGUGGUCUCUGCAACAACAAGCAUCACCUUGUUGCGAGCCAUGAUCGAAAAUGGAGGACUCGUCUCUCCAGUUGCCCAGCACGCUAUUGCAAGCUUGGGACCAGAAUGUGUCCACCAGCUCAAUGCUCAGGAUAUCGCUUUGGCUCUUCACGUGCAGGCUCAAAUGCUCAUGUAUCAAGAAGUUGUGGACGCUGCCCAUCCUGCCAGGUUUUCCCAUCUUCUUGAGACCGUGCUUAACCGCGGCAUCCUCAUGGAUCCCUCGACCGUUCACGUGGUGAGCGAGAGCUUGCCCAAAGUUGGAGGUGCUCGACCUGAUCUCCUGCAACGUUGGAAUGAGCUUCUUCACCCCGCUACCCCAAUCCCUGUGACGGUGCCACAAUCACCCCUGUCGCCUCACCUGGCGCUUCUCGACGCAGCAACCAACGACACUUUCGAUCCCUAUGCUCAUACUACUGACUAUCGUGCCUCCAAGGCGAUAUCCGAAUUGGUUGAGACCACGACAGGCCGUAUUGAACACCAUCUCAAUGACGGUUUGUCCCGACUGAGAAACGUUCGUCGAGCAGGCAGAAAUUUGCAUUAUUCUGCCUACGCGAAGCUGAUUACCGCGGCCGGAAAAUCCAAACAGGCGAAUUUGAUUCAAGAGAUUCUGAGCAUGGCACAUGCCGACGUCCCAAUGUCAUUGCAGAUCCCAUCGGUUCGUGCAGGUUGGAUUUUGAUCUUGGACUCUAUGAUUGCGGCCUGCUUGACUGUUGGAGAUCGUCAACAAGCAAGCAAAUUCCAUCAAGACCUUCUUGAUAUGGGAGCGGCGCCUUCUGCAAAUACCUUUGGCAUUUAUAUCACCACUCUUGAGGGAACUUUUGAUGAAGCUACCGAGGCCGUCAAGAUUUUUCAACGUGCUUUAUCGGAGGGAGUCGUUCCAAGUGUUUUCCUCUACAACGCCGUUAUUGGUAAGCUGGGCAAAGCUCGACGGAUUGACGACUGCCUCCGGUACUUUGGCGAUAUGGAGGGUCGUGGCAUCCGUCCUUCGUCUGUCACAUAUGGUACACUGGUGAACGCUCUUUGCCGAACAAGUGAGGAGCGCUUUGCAGUUGACAUGUUUGACGAGAUGGAGGCAGCACCUAAUUAUCGCCCUCGACCUGCUCCAUACAAUUCCAUCAUCCAAUAUUUCCUCAACACCAAGCGUGAUCGAAGCAAAGUCUUGCAGUACUACGAGCGGAUGAAGUCCAAGAACAUUAAACCUACAUCUCACACGUACAAACUGCUCAUCGAAUCAUACGCGUCUCUGGAACCUGUCAACCUGGCUGCUGCCGAAUCCAUCCUUUCCGAAAUGAAACAAUCCGGUGUUCAACCCGAGGCAGUUCACUAUGGGUCGCUGAUCCAUGCCAAAGGGUGCGUUAUGCACGACAUGCCCGCUGCCAGAGCCGUUUUCGAUUCCGUCUUGCAAGAUAGGAACAUUCGUCCGACCGACACACUGUACCAGAACUUACUCGAAGCAAUGGUCGCCAAUCACGAAGUGGAGAAGACGUCCGAGAUUCUAGCCGAUAUGGAAAGACGUGGCAUCUCUAUGACCCCCUAUAUUGCGAACACGCUGAUCCACGGGUGGGCAGGAGUAGGCCAGGUUGCCAAAGCUAAAGCGAUUUACGAGCAACUGGGCAUGGAUAAGCGCGAGCCCAGCACCUACGAGGCCAUGACACGAGCCUUCCUGUCCGCGGAAGAUCGGGCUAGUGCCAACACGGUGGUGCAAGAGAUGCUGAAGAAAGGCUAUCCUGCAGCUGUCGCUGAUAAAGUGCUUGCAUUGGUGGGUGGUGUUACAGCUUAA